Molecule: messenger RNA, 1365 nt
Organism: Hydractinia symbiolongicarpus
Lineage: Eukaryota; Metazoa; Cnidaria; Hydrozoa; Anthoathecata; Hydractiniidae
Product: solute carrier family 35 member C2-like
Exons: 10
Coding region: 171-1265 (364 amino acids)
Biological process (GO): UDP-glucose transmembrane transport
Cellular component (GO): Golgi apparatus; cis-Golgi network; endoplasmic reticulum-Golgi intermediate compartment
Molecular function (GO): antiporter activity
Source: RefSeq, a predicted model, not a curated record
ACGCCAUCUGCGAAGAGGUGAUGUGGCUGUAUUCUCAAGAGUGUUCCUUUUAAUUUCUUGAAAAUAUAUUUAGCUAGCUAUAACGUGUCUUAGUUAAUCUUUUUUUAUAUAAUGGUUAAGCGUAAUAUUUAAUUUCUUAGUAUAUAAUAUAUAUAAUAUAAAUCGAAAUUAUGACAAUCAAAUGGAAAGUCAACGCCGCAUCCUUUGUUCGAAGUGCAUUCCUCAUUAUUUUUGUUUAUGCAACCUCCAUCAGUUUAACAUUUUACAACAAAUGGAUGUCUAAGAAGUAUCGAUUCCCAUUGACGGUCAGCACUGUUCAUUUUGUGGUUGUUUUUCUUUUGUCCGCUCUUGGACGCAGGCUUCUAGAAUUAUACUACAAGGAACAUCGAAUCGUGUUAGGAUGGGGAAUGUAUUUCAGAAAAGUAUUUCCAACAGCUGUCUCUGCAUCGUUGGAUAUAGGCUUGUCAAACUGGAGCAUCAUGUUAAGCACAAUCUCUUUAUAUACCAUGGCAAAAUCGUCAACUAUAUUAUUUAUAUUACUUUUUUCCAUUCUGUUUGGUCUAGAGAAAAUAAAUUGCUCUCUGGUGAUUGUGGUUCUUCUUAUUGCGACUGGAUUAUUUCUAUUCACAUAUGAAUCAAAACAAUUUAACAUGGUUGGAUUUAUUAUGGCAAUUCUAGCUUCAGUCAUGGCUGGUGUAAGAUGGACAACUGCUCAAUUAGUCAUGCAGAAAAAAUCUAUAGGUUUAACUAAUCCACUGGAUGCAAUAUUUCACAUCCAACCCAUAAUGGCGUUAACAAUGGUGGUGCUUGCAUUUUCAAUGGAGGGAACAGCUGUGGCAAGUUCAGAUUUGUUGUUCCGCGCUCCUUCGUACGAUGUUGCGAUCUCAUCUUUAUUCAUCGUAUUAAUUGGAGCUGUACUUGCGUUCUUAUUAACUUUGUCAGAAUUUCUACUUGUUUGUAAUACGUCAUCUCUUACUUUAUCAAUAGCUGGUAUUUUUAAGGAAGUGUGUACGCUGACAAUCGCAACGGAACUUGGGGGUGACAAGUGGACAGUGACAAAUUUUAUUGGACUUGUCAUCUGUAUGACAGGUAUAAGCGUCCAUGUCGUUGGGAACGCACUAAAAGAAUCAACUAGUAAGCCGGAGAACUCUAAUGACGGUGAAAAGUUGGCUAUGAAAUCGCUACUGCAAGACGACAAUUCUGAUAGCGAUGACGUGUUAUUUGAAUCUGUUGCCAAACCGAGGCGGUUUCAACAUGGAGACUAACAGAACGAGUAUUUAGUUAAGAAUUUUUCUAAAUCUCAAGAAAUAUUUCUAAAAAUUUGUAUAUUUAUUUUGUUUAUUUUUGGAAAAAUUCUUUUUUGAA